CAACUAACUUUAAUACUUCUCGCUCUCUUCGGCUUCGGUUUCAUCUGGCUCGCUCGCGCUCAUGGUGCCUCGACUAAACUGCACACUCAGCUGCCUUGAUGAUGUGGUGUCGCAAUCUAUCAUCACUCAUGACAUUUUUCUUGAUCUGGUUGACCUUCUCGUUUUUUUCUUUGCAUCAAUAGAACACUGCCAGCAUGCAAUGUUUGCUGCGUGUUCGAUGUGUAGUUAUGUUUGAAGGAGACCCUGAAUUCAUGAACAGGGAUAGCAGUUGAAGGCUUGAAGUGCUCACCAAGUGCCCUCUCAGCACGAGAUUUCUGCCCGAACUACGCGCCAAGCAGCUCUUCUGGUCUGUGCCGAGAAUUAUUUGUGUGGUCUUGAAGCUGCUGCUGCUGCUGCUGCUGCUGUGUGCGGAAACGCUAACCGUCUUGCUGCUGGUGACGCGCGAGAAACUUCUACAAGCCACCAGUCAGCAGGGUGUUGUAUGCUGCAGAGCACACUGCAGCUGCGAACCUCUACAGUGCAGGUUACUACUAGUAGUAGUCGCUACACGCCCAUGGCUAUGAUGGCAUCUCCUCCGACACCACUCGAAGAUAAUGUCACUCUGCGCGUGCAUAGAAAAGAUGAGUCUCAACCCUUCCUUUCAGUUUUCUCUCGAGAAUACGACGACGAAAGCAGCGGGGAGGUCGCACCAGUCAGUGUUCCGGCGCACGGCUACAGCCUUGCACCUCCAUUCCAAGAUCUCCUACUACGGGCUCAGGUACGCGGCAGUCAAUUCUCUUCGUCCGAAUCCCUGCAGAGUAUAUGCAAUGAUCACGGCUUGAUCGACAUGUCCUCAAAACACUCUCCAGCAGUUGGCGCUAACGACGUAGCGGUCACUUCCGACGCGGAUAAUAAUGCAACCAUCGAGAGUUUAGCGGGCAAUGGUGCGGUCGUCGGUAGCCCGAAUGGAUCUGCUGCUGGCAGCGCGGAUGGCGGCAAACGAUCAUCUGCUAGUCGACUUACCCUACUGAAGGGGAAAUCCGCCGCCAGUGCAGGGAGUCCCUCUCGCAGGAGCGGAAAAAGUCGUGAAAUGCAAGUGGAGUUCGAGAGGCAUCGUGGUGAUGGUGCAGGCGCACCCCUGAAUCGUCGGAAGUCUUGGAGCCGAUUCAACUCGGCUGUGAAGUGGCUGCGACCUAGCAAUAAAUCGCGGAACGAGGAUUUCAGGCGACUGUUUGGUGGCGAAGUGCCCGAUGCGGUGGUUGUGGAUGACUAUUCAUGUGCAGUGCACCGGGAAAUCCUAGCCCACGGCAGGAUGUACGUGUGCCAGGAGCACUUCUGCUUCUACGCCAACAUAUUCGGCUGGGAGACGUUCCUGGUGCUGCCCUGCAAAAACAUUCUGAGUAUUGUGCGCGAGAAGACUGCUCAUGUCAUUCCCAACGCAAUCCGCAUCACCGUGUCUGUCCCCGAGCACUCCAUGAGCCCGCAACACAGCACUGCCAGUGGAAGCAGUGGCAGCAGCAGUGCCAGCAGUAGUAGCACUAGCACUGGGCGUCGGAACAAGGACGGCACGCGCAACUACUUCUUCACGUCGUUCGUGUCCCGAGAGACGUCGUUCCAGGUGCUGAUGAAAGUAUGGCAGAACGUGCUGAUAGGUUCGCACAUGAAUGUCCUGCAUCUGCGGAACUACGUGUGUCGCCAGUGGGGUCAUAAAGUGGACACGGAUGAGGCCAAGUCACCAUGCAGAAAACCACCGGGCCAUGGCACUGGACAGGUCGAUAGUGAGGGUCACGCUCUUGGAAGGGCCGGCUCUAUCGACGAGUUCUCCGACGUAGAGCAUGGCGACCCGUCGCUACGCGAAGCGUCAUCACUUGGGUCCGGAAGUGACGAAAACCCCGACGCAUCAGCUGGUGAGGAGACAAAAGACAACGAGGACGAUGACAGUGGAGUCGAGUGGCAAGAAGACGAGUGUGGCUGUGAUGAACACAAGGGAAAGGUCUACAUCGAUCGUGUCGUGUGCCAAAAGCCGUCGGCGCUGUUCAAACUCAUAUUCACGCCGUCUCCGUUCAUGCAGGACUUUUACCAGCAGCGCGGCUUCUUUGCAAUGGAGAUUGAUAACUGGGAGCCGCGUGACAAUGCGGGCAGUGGCGAUGUUCUUGAGUACAGGAAGGUCUCCUACAAGAUGCCCAUGGACAUUCCGAUGGGACCCAAGUUCGCCUCAUCCCUGGAGGAGCAGAGCGUACUGUCCAGCAGCCAUCUGCCAAACAUCUACAUUGUGCAGAAGAACGUGACGAGCAGUGGGGUGCCGAUGGGAAACGCCUUCUCCACCUGCAUUCGUGCAUGCAUCACUCGCGGCAAGGAGCGCGGGACAUCGCGUAUCGUCGUCUCCGGGAGCAUCAACUUCCACAAGAGCAUGCUGUCCAUGAUGAAGAAGCUGAUUGAGCGAGAGGCAACAGCCGGCAUGGGCCGAUACUUCACCGCGCUCUCAGAGUCACUUGAUCAUUAUUUCUCGGAGGAUGUGCCUGAUGGCGAGUCAUCAAGUCCGCAGUCCGCGUCGGUCCAGAGAGCGGCCGCCGCAACUGUUGAGCGCGAAGACCACCGGCACGGAUCGUCCAGUGACGGCGCAGUUGACAGUGAUUCUGGUCCCAAAGCUCAGCAGAGUGCAAAGCCAAAGACCAAUGGACAGCACCAUCAAACUACCACUCCUCUCACCAAGCAAGCCGACGCAGUCUCUGGUUCAGGGACGCUGCCGUUCUUCAGCCUACCUAGAAUAGCUUACGGCCUGCUCCUGCUACUCGGAGUUCUAAUAGUUGUUGUUCUGCUGCGUAGUCUUGUGCCGUCCACUUGGCAGCCUGUCCUAUUGCUUGGUGAAGACUCACAUAUAUCCCAGUGCCCCGUUGUGAAGUGUGAGGAAUCUCCGCCGUUUCUUGCGCAGCACGAGUCCAGGUCUGAGUCAAUAUCUGACGGAGUACGAUCACCACCGCAUGUACAGAAGUGGGUGGAGAUCCUGCAGCUGCAGCAUGCGCUUCACGAGCAGCAGAUCUCGCAGUGGCAGAACCUGCUGCACCUCACCUCGUCCACUCUAAUGAAUGUCUCCAUUGCACUCAAUCACCUACUGCACCGGCACACAGAGCUUAUUGAUGCACAGCUGCAGGCAUGCAGUCAUCAACGCAGCUAGCCUCACAUGAUUCUGCAACACCGGCACCACAGCUUGUAGGUUCACUCAUGCCACAUCGCAGUCCGAUAGUUUGCCAGAUCAUGGCCCCAACUGGUCUUGUCCACACCCUGGUGUUUCUUAGACGGUAUGACACUUACCGGCCUGAACUGAGUGUGUGUGUGUGUGCAUGUGUGUGUGUGUGUGUGUGUUUUCUAGUAAAAUUUAUAAUCUAGACAACUACUAGUGAGGUACUUGAACGUUUUUCAGCGUUACUAACUGAACUUGAGUUUGGAAGACGCCGAACAUUAUCUACAACUUUGGUCAGUACUGGUGCUAUGAACGGACUAUUAUCAUCAAACUACACCACGCUGGACUCAACAUGUGCCACUAGGUUUUGAUGUAUCGCCUUUCCCACGGCUUGUCACUUGACUGCUAAUUAUCUUACCUUGACCUGUACCGUUUAACGUGACAUGAUUGUAUGUGUGUGGGCGUGUAUGAUUGUGUAUGUGUGUGGGCGUGUAUGAUUGUGUAUGUGUGUGGGCGUGUGCACGUGUGUGUAACUGUAUUUCCUUUUAAAAGUCUUGUUAGUGCUAAGAUCAAUUGAUGUACUAGUAGGUGUAGUUUCUGCCAGGCUUUAUACUACAGGAAGACACCCUUCAUUGAUGCUGCUGAGUUUUCCAUAAUAAUAUUACUAUUAUGUUGCUGCUGUUGAUUUAUUGCGUGUUACGUGCUGUGUACCUUCUCUUCAGUAGACGACUGACCGGGCUGGUUCCGAACUUCGUAUUUUAGUGGUCGAUACAUGGCUGCCGAGUUAAGCUUCUCCGUUGAUAUGUUUAAGGCAUCUUUCCUAGCUUUUUACUUACCUCGGCGUGUAUGUAUUUGCUGGGUUUCUUGAACUUUUUUUGUUUUAAAGUGACCCUUUGCUGACUUCUGACUUGGUCUAACAUCUACACGUACACGUACCCACGUCAAGUUCUAUACUUAUACUGGAUGUCACUGUGA
Molecule: messenger RNA, 4135 nt
Organism: Sycon ciliatum
Lineage: Eukaryota; Metazoa; Porifera; Calcarea; Leucosolenida; Sycettidae
Product: protein Aster-A-like
Exons: 1
Coding region: 482-3154 (890 amino acids)
Biological process (GO): intracellular sterol transport
Cellular component (GO): endoplasmic reticulum membrane; endoplasmic reticulum-plasma membrane contact site; plasma membrane
Molecular function (GO): sterol binding; sterol transfer activity
Source: RefSeq, a predicted model, not a curated record